AUGGUCCUAAUCACCCAACUUGGUGCUGCCCUGGCAGUAUUUUCUGCCCUGACCGUAGCUGCACCCACGAAAGGAAAGGCACGGUUCAGCGCUCCCCAGGUUGGAAUUCCCAAGAAGGCGAAACACCAUCCUGCUGCGGCUUAUGCUCGUGCCUUGCACAAGUUCGGCAUGAAGAUCCCCAAAGCUGUGAGUGAUGCCGCCAAGGGAAGUGUGCCUACCACCCCAACCCAAAAUGAUGAACAAUACGUGACCCAGGUCACAGUCGGGGGGAGUACAUUGAACCUUGACCUUGACACCGGUUCAGCUGAUCUUUGGGUAUUCUCUACCGAAACCCCCCAAGACGAGAGCCAGGGACAUAACAUCUAUAAGCCAAGCUCGGGGGCAAAACGUCUCGAUGGAUAUUCCUGGGAGAUUAAGUAUGGCGAUUCUAGCUCAGCUCACGGAGAUGUUUUCCUCGACACAGUCACAGUCGGAGGCGUUACCACUUCCUCCCAGGCCGUCGAGUCCGCGAAAGAAGUGAGCAGCCAGUUUGUCAAGGACAAAGCCACUGAUGGCUUGAUGGGACUGUCCUUCAGCGUCCUUAACACCGUCCAACCGCAGCCUCAAAAGACCUUCUUUGAUAAUGUCUUGAGCCAGCUUGAGCAACCUCUGUUCACAUGCACCCUCAAGCAUGGCGAACCGGGAACGUAUGACUUUGGGUAUAUCGAUGAUUCGAAACAUACUGGAGAGAUCGCCUAUACCCAGGUAGACAAUAGCAACGGAUGGUGGGGAUUCACUGCGGAUGGCUAUUCUAUUGGAGGAGGUUCCAACUCAUCCUAUUCGCUCUAUGGAGCUCAGCACAAGAGAGCCAAUGGAGGUUCUAUUUCAGGCAUUGCUGACACGGGUACCACUCUCAUGCUCCUCAGUGACGAUGUUGUUGGGGAUUACUACCAGAACGUCCAAGGUGCGACACAAGAUCAGAUGCAAGGCGGCUGGGUAUUCCCUUGUGAUGCUAAUCUCCCCGACUUUAUCCUCAACAUCGGCGGAUACAAUGCUGUUGUUCCCGGUAAGUUUAUGAACUUCCAGGAAAUCGAUAAUUCGAUGUGUUUCGGUGGUCUUCAAUCGAGUGGUGGUGGCAGUACACCAAACAUAUUUGGUGAUGUAUUCUUGAAGAGCCAAUUUGUUGUAUGGGACACUCAAGGCCCUCGCAUUGGCUUUGCUCCUCAGGCAUAA
Nannizzia gypsea CBS 118893 is the source of this 1212-nucleotide messenger RNA. Its product is annotated as aspergillopepsin-F. NCBI's taxonomy places the organism in Eukaryota, Fungi, Ascomycota, Eurotiomycetes, Onygenales, Arthrodermataceae. The coding region runs from base 1 to 1212 and encodes 403 amino acids. The record is from RefSeq and is a predicted model, not a curated record. Gene Ontology annotation, molecular function: aspartic-type endopeptidase activity. The transcript has 4 exons. Gene Ontology annotation, biological process: proteolysis.